AUGUCGCUGCCGCGUCGUCCGCUGGGUCGCACGGGCCUGGACCUCUCGAUCGUGAGCUUCGGCGCGUCGCCGUUGGGGAGCGUGUUCGAGGAUAUCGACGAGGAGGAGGGCGUGCGGGCCGUGCACGAGGCCGUGAAACUCGGAAUCAACCUUUUUGACGUCUCGCCGUUCUACGGCUCCACACGAGCUGAGACAGUGUUAGGGCGUGCCAUUGCCACGCUGCCAUGCCCGCGGGAGGAGGUGGUAGUUGCUACCAAGGUGGGGCGGUACGGGCAGGACGUGUUUGACUUCAGCGCGGAUCGGAUCAGGAGGAGCGUGGAGGAGAGCUGUGCCAGGCUGCAAACUCCUUACCUGGAUAUCGUGCAGUGCCACGACAUUGAAUUUGGAUCCUUGGAUCAGAUCGUGAAUGAGACAAUCCCGGCCCUCCAGGAGCUGAAAGCGGCCGGCAAGAUCCGAUUCAUCGGCAUCACAGGCCUCCCUCUCUCCGUCUACCAAUCCGUUCUCCCCCGCCUGCCUCCCGCCUCGCUCGAUCUCAUCCUCUCCUACUGCCACUACUCACUCAACGACACGACUCUCCAGCCACUGCUGCCGUGGCUGCAGCAACAGGGCGUGGGGGUAAUCAGCGCGUCUCCCCUCUCCAUGGGCCUGCUCACCCCCCAGGGCCCCCCUUCCUGGCACCCAGCACCCCAGGAACUGAAGGAUGCAUGCAAGGCGGCAGCACUGGCCUGUCAGCAGCGGGGAGCAUCGCUGCCCCGGCUGGCCCUGCAGUUCGCAACGCUCAACCCAGCCAUCACGACGACGCUUGUGGGCAUGAGCACGGUGCAGCAG
This is a messenger RNA of Closterium sp. Naga37s-1, 828 nucleotides long. The record is from the annotation of a GenBank genome assembly. Lineage: Eukaryota; Viridiplantae; Streptophyta; Zygnematophyceae; Desmidiales; Closteriaceae.